Rodentolepis nana is the source of this 291-nucleotide messenger RNA. NCBI's taxonomy places the organism in Eukaryota, Metazoa, Platyhelminthes, Cestoda, Cyclophyllidea, Hymenolepididae. The record is from the annotation of a GenBank genome assembly.
AUGAGCUCUCAAAAUCCAUCUGUCGACACCACUGCUACUUCGGCUGUUCCUGUCCAAACUAUCACUUACAUAUGCGGUGAAUGCAGGGCAGAAAGCCAAAUUAAGCCCCGAGAGAAUAUUCGUUGUCACGACUGUGGACACCGUGUACUUUACAAGAAGAGAAGCGAGAUUUUGAGUGUUUUCGAAGGAAGUUAUCGCUAUGCUGAUAGGGUUCCGAAUACAACGUUGCCUAGAUUUGGAGAUGUGUUGGAGCCCGUGUUAUAUAUUCCCUCUAUUAUGACCAAUUUAUAA